Molecule: messenger RNA, 492 nt
Organism: Pichia membranifaciens NRRL Y-2026
Lineage: Eukaryota; Fungi; Ascomycota; Pichiomycetes; Pichiales; Pichiaceae
Exons: 2
Coding region: 1-492 (163 amino acids)
Biological process (GO): mitochondrial translation
Cellular component (GO): mitochondrial large ribosomal subunit
Molecular function (GO): structural constituent of ribosome
Source: RefSeq, a predicted model, not a curated record
AUGUUCACGUCGCUGACAGGAAAGUCCGGAAGUUUGGUGUGCGUGCAAAUCCGAGGAUACGCAGGCCGUGUGCAGAUUCAAUCAGCACUUCCAAGAAGACCUCUGAAGAAAAUCAAAAUAGGUAAGGCCAGACCUGCCAUCUAUUACAAAUUUAAUACCCAGGUAGAACUUUCCGAUGGCUCGGUUGUUACAAGAAGAUCGCAAUAUCCCAAAGACGAGUUGCGAAUGAUCACCGAUCAGAGAAACAAUCCACUGUGGAAUGCAUCCAAACCAGACGCAAGUUUGCUGGAUGCAGAGUCCAAGGGUAAGUUGAAUAAGUUCAAGAGCAAGUUUGCUGCCUUUGGCCAGUUACAGAGAUUGAAGACCGGUAGAGCUGCCAAGAAGGUUGAAAAGGAACAGGACGACUUUUUGGACAUGCUAUCUUCUAACUACGAGGAGGAGAAAUUGGGAGGUAAUCUUGCACAGAAGGAAAAGAAGAAGAAGAAUAAUUAG